Sinocyclocheilus grahami is the source of this 1736-nucleotide messenger RNA. RefSeq names its product zinc finger protein 271. The coding region runs from base 141 to 1649 and encodes 502 amino acids. The transcript is spliced from 2 exons. Lineage: Eukaryota; Metazoa; Chordata; Actinopteri; Cypriniformes; Cyprinidae. The record is from RefSeq and is a predicted model, not a curated record.
UGUAGUUCUUCAAACUGCAUUGGGUUAAGGUUAGUAGAAGCGCGUGGAAGUUGAAGUGAAAGUCCGUGUGCGUCUAACCUCACAUUUUCUUGCGUUUUGCGUUUAUGAACCUGAGAACACCUGCUGUAAUGUCCACAUAGAUGUGCGAGAAACCUAUUUUGUGUGAUACAAAGUCCUCGAGCGGGAAUAUGGAUUCUGUACAUUGCUGGAAUGGAGCAAAAGGUGACCAGAUCCCCACUAGGGCUAGACCCAUGUCAGACACCUUAUCCAAACUGGCCCAACUGAUCACUUGCAUCGAGUACAAACCAAAACAACAGCGGUCUUCCUCCAUCUGCAAAGACUGUGGCAACAAAUUCUCUGACCAGAAGAGUCUUGAGCAUCACCAGAAAAGAGAGCACGCCCUGCAGAAGCUCCAUUGCUGUCAACACUGUGGCCAAAAAUUUGCUUUGCUCUCUAGUUUGCAGCUACACAAAUGUUCUCGCACCUCAUCCAUGUGCCAGACAUGCAUGGGGAAAUCUCAGAGGGGUUCUUCUUGCCCUUCCUGCGGGACUGAAUCUUCAGAAGUUCCCUUCUAUCAUGACAAUAGCCCCUAUGCGUGCGCUCCAUGCGGACAAGCCUUCAGCCACAAGCAAGAGCUGCUACUCCACCAGCAGGCUGGAGGCUGUGAGCCCGCCAAGACUCUCAAACCUCCUCCACCUUCAGAUGUCUCCUCGCCUCCGUCUCCUCCAAGCGCCAACUCAUCUCUUACCACAUGCACUUUGUGUCACAGAAAGUUCCAUUCUUCUGCUGGACUUGGUUGCCACAUGCGCUUUUCCCAUGCGCACAUGAAAAGCAGCACAGAGAAGAAAAGAGUUGUCAUUGUAAGUACAUUGAAGAAGAAGAAGAAGAAAGUUCUCAUCUCAAGUUCGUCGUUUCCAUGCCGUUCCUGUGACGAAUCAUUUCCUAAGAUAUCACUCCUCCAUCAGCACAGGAAAGAGGAACACCGGCGGGAGAUAAAGGUGAGGAAACUGCAGCGAACCUCUUUGAAGACCACCAGGCGAAGGCGAAAAGGUGAAACAUAUCCAUGCCUCCAUUGCGGAAAAGAGUUCCUGCACCAUCUGACGCGUCUGGCGCAUUUUAGACACUACAGCUCUCACCAUGAGACCCACCUCAAAUUGAGUGGCAAAUCAUCCGGCGCUGACGCAGCUGGGUUCCGCCCAAAGGCAGCUAAGCAGCUCAGACCUUCCCAAGAAAAAAGACCAAGAGGUAGACCUAGGACCAAAAAUCUACCUGUUUUGAUGGAAACCAAGCACAAGGAAGAAGAGCAAAUGGAUAAGCAGGAUGAUAGUGAUGAAGACGAGGAUGCCGAGUAUCCUUGUACGUCAUGCGACCAGGUCUUUAGCUCCAAAGCUAAGCUGCAUGUCCAUGAGAAAGUCCAUGAGGAAUUCCCUGAGGAAGUCCCUGAGGAACACACUCAACCAGCCGACACAUGCAGGUGCUGUAGUGUGUGUACAGGUGGGAUUCCCCUCGCUGAGAUUCCAGAAGAUUGUGAAAAGAAAGUCUAUCACUGUGUGCCAUGUGCCGAGGCGUUCAUAGCUCUGAACACUUUUCUAGAGCACUGCCAGACACAUCUGAUACGUGAAAAUGAAGAUGAAUUCAGUGAGGAUUGAAAGAGCUUCCAUUUUUUUAAGGAAUUGUUCACUAAAAAAAAAAAAAAAAUCUAAUUUUCUCACCAUCAUAUUCUAAUCAUGUUAACU